Molecule: messenger RNA, 8733 nt
Organism: Oncorhynchus keta (chum salmon)
Lineage: Eukaryota; Metazoa; Chordata; Actinopteri; Salmoniformes; Salmonidae
Product: girdin-like
Exons: 28
Coding region: 999-5951 (1650 amino acids)
Biological process (GO): cytoplasmic microtubule organization; cytoskeleton-dependent intracellular transport
Cellular component (GO): cytoplasm; centrosome
Molecular function (GO): microtubule binding; dynein light intermediate chain binding
Source: RefSeq, a predicted model, not a curated record
GCUACUGUAGGUUUAUGACGGUAUGGAGAGGAGUGACUGUACAAUGUAAUCUGGGCUGCCAGGUAUACUAGGACAGCUCUCAUAACACCUUCAUAAUCCUAUAUAGCUAAUCCAUAUGCUUACUGCUACAACAGUUCUCUGCACAGCAACAGGAACACUCGGGAUGUAUGACUAUCAAACAUACCUCAACAAUGGACAGGGUUAGGAGAAAGUUCACGUCAAAGUGUGGUCAUGUAGAAAAUUGUAAUUAAAUUUCCAUUGUGUUUUGACAAAAAAAAAAUGUCGCUUGUAUUAUAAACGUGCACUAUCUUAUACAUAGCAAACAUGUUUUAAUUUGUAGUGGCUGUUUAUUUUUGUUUCUUUGUCAAAUGGUUAAUUCACUCUGAUCUGUGUUUUACGACAAUGUUCAUUCAACAGCUUUAUUUUACAAGUAGGAUGUUCAUAGAUAGUAGACUACCGACCUUUCACCAUAAUUCCACCAGGGUUCGCCAUUGCAUUUCACCUGAAAGCGCAACGAACGCCUGUCCUACUGAAUUGACCAUUUCGAACUUGUUUAUAGUAUAUCUUGAUCAAUCGGAUGCAUAGGCUACAAACAACUGAAUAAGUGAAUUGUAAUAUAAACAUUGUUACAAACGUCUAGGCAAGGAACCCCAGUGCGCACAAAGUAGUCGAAUAUUUUCCAUCCAUCUCAAACCACCUACUCAUUUGUCAUUGAGCGACUUUCUUUUCUGGAAACAAAGUCGCUGGUAAAGGUGGUGAUUGUUCCGGGUAGAGGCCUAAAGCACUAAUGAAAUGUGUUCGUUAACAAAUUCCGGUGUGGUUUUGCAAUGUGCUUACCACCAGCACUAACUGAAAAAGUGAGAUAGAGGAAGAGAGAGGGAGGGGAACUGAAAUGACGAACACAAUGGAUUUAGUAUUUAGUAAAAUUGCUUUAAUAAUGUAGGAUAUAUUUUAUUUAUAUUUUUUUAUAGAGGUUUGUAAAUUAUUUAUGCGACACCAUGGACUCUAACAUAAUGGACAUUCUAGAAGAAUUCAUGGAAAGUGCGUUGGUGACUUGGGUACAGCUCUUUGAUGGUGUAGUGGACAGGGAGGAGAAUGUCAUGCUCUUCAACCAGUACAUGGAGGUGAACUCCAAGUCCCAGAAUUCCCAUGACCGCUACCUGAGGCUGACCAAUGGGAUCUUUCUCAACGAGGUCAUGAGGGUCAUAGACCCCAACCCCAAGCUGGAGCAUUUGUACCGCAGUGGGAGAGAUGACCAGAUGCUCCGAGUCCAGAACUUCUCCAUCCUCAACCGACACCUCAGGGCCUUCUACCAGGAAGACCUACAGCAGCUGAUUCUGAUGCCUCUUCCGAACAUUGCCAUUUUGGGGCAAGACCCCCUAACAGAGGCAGCAGUGGAGGAGUUGAGGAGAUUGCUCCUGCUCUUACUGGGAUGUGCUGUACAGUGUGAGAGGAAGGAAACAUUCAUACAGCAAAUCCAGUCGCUGGACAUCGAGACUCAAACUGCCAUUGCCAACUGUAUCCAGGAGGUGACCCAGGACCCCAGAGCGGUGCUGCCGCUGCAGUGGGGGGAGCUGGGAGGGCUGGAGGGGGUGGAGCUACAGGUGCUGUUUGGCUCCAUGGCCAGACAGAUCCAAGGCCUGCUGGCACAGAGGGACACACACCUGGAGAGGAUAGCAGAGUUGUGUUGGAAGAGUGAGGUCCAUCAGGCUGAGUCUGUCAUGGCAACCCGAGGUGGUCACGUUGACGAGCAGCCCCAGGGUCUGGCUGUCCAGCUAGCAGACAGCAGGGCCAAACUACGACGCCUCAAACAAGAACUGGAAGACAAAGGGGAUCAACUAUUGGAUCACAAGCAGGAAGUACAAACUAUGGACGAGCAGCUGAAGAAACUUCAGAAAGAGAACCGCAGUCUUCAGGGUGAGGUGCGGGGAAUGCGAGCGUUGCGUGACGAGCUGGACUGUCUUCGUGACCGUGCAGGCAGAGCCGAGCAGCUGCAGACAGAAGUACAGAGCUGCACUCAUAGACUACGCAGCCUGGAAGUCACUCGCACACAACUGAAGGAGCAGCAGCAGCUGUGUGUGGCACUGCAGGAGACCCGGGUCCUGCUGGAGGAGCAGCUGGUGGACACACGACAACGCUGCUCGAGCCUACGUGAGCUGGAGAGAGACAAUCUACUGCUGCGACGAAGACUCAUAGACCUGGAGGGGGAGCGGGAUACUGAGAGGCAGAGGGUCGAUGAGCUGUUAGAGAUGAAUAUGGGCCUGGAGGCAGAGCUUAGACAGGAGCUUAGACAUAACAACAAUACAGGCACGAUGACAGCGGCUCCACAUUUCCACCAAUUGGAGGUGGAGUCUGAUGAGGAGGCUGGGCUAAGAGUGGAGCUAAGAGAAGAGAUUGAUCUGAAGCCUCUGAGUGUGGAGGUGGGCGAGGCAUCGUCACUGAGGCUUCUGGGAGCUGAGAAUGAGAACGCUGAGCUGAGGAGACGCCUGGAGGACCUGCAGUCCGAACAGGAGUUCAGGGGUCAGAGGCAAGCUGAUUUGCCGGAGGUGAGGGAGGAGCUGGCCUGUCUGGAUGCAGAACAUCAGAAUACGCUAAGAGAGUUUCAGAACGUCAAGAAUGAAAAUGCCACUUUGAAAAAGAGCCUGGAACUGCUGUUGACAAAGCGUCAAAGUAUUGAGGAAGAAGGAGAGAAGGAGGAGAGGGGAGAGAAGGAGGAGAGGGGAGAGAAGGAGGAGAGGGGAGUCCAAGGUUCUGAGUCCUCAAGAGGAGAAGGGGAGGGUACUGCCCGGAGAGGGUUGGACAGCGAAAGGGGAGCCAACAUCAUUAGAACCCAAAGAGAAGCUGGAGUUGGGGCAGAGCUGCUCCAUCCUGAAGAGAGAGAGGUGGAAGCAGAGGAUCAGGUGCUGAAACCCAAAAAGAGAGAAGAAGAAGCAGAAUGUGAGAAGAUAGAGAGAGAGAUAAAACAUGUUACAAAUGAGAAGGAAGAAGAUCUUGGGAAGGCAGAUAUUGACCGGAAAGAGAUACAAGACCCCAGCCCAGCCACUGAAGAAGAGAAACUACCAAAAACAAAGGAGAGAGAAGACAAAGAAAAGUCAGUGGAACUCAGUGAAAAAGACGUGUGUGUGUUCCCUGGGCCUGAAGUGGAGCGCCUGGCCUCUGAGCUCCAGCAGGCCCUGGAGGAGGCUGACAAGCAUGUGUCUGUAGCCCAGGACCUGCGCUCCAAGCUGGGGGAGCAGAGCAGGAAAGCCUGGGAGGCUGAGCAGAGACUGGUGCUAUUGGAGGCCGAGGGCCAGAGAUUGAGGAAGGCUUCAGAGAGCCUGGCGGAGGCUAGGAGACAGAUAGAGGUGCUACAGGGGGAGCGCCUGGAGAUGGAGGAGGAGCUAUGUCGUCUGCGGAGCCAGGCUGAGCUGCAGCGGAUGCAGGCCUCGGUCAUCGCUACUCUGGAGGGGGAGCGAGCCACGCUGGAGAGAGAGAGAGAGACCCUCCGUAGCUCUGUGGACACCCUACGCACUGCCCAACGCAAGGGUGACCAAUUGGAGCUGACGACCCAAGCUCUGAGGGCGGAGCUAGAGCGCCAGGGGAGGAGUCUGGAAUCCUCACGGCGCAAUGAGGAGGAGCUAGAGGCGGAGCUUCGCGAGGUAGCACUAGAGGUGGAGUCUCUGACCCGGGGGCGGGACCAGGCUCUGCUGGAGGCCUUGCGAUUGGAGCAGGAGAAGGAGGCGUGCCAGGGUGAGCUGGACAGCCAACGAAAGGAGCAGAGGCAGAGGGAGAGGGAGGCGGCCAGGCUGAGGCAGCAGCUACAGAGUACAGCAUCAGCCCUGGAACACAGCAACCAGAGGGCCUGCAGUCUGGAGACAGAGCACAGGCAUGUGUGUCAGGAGCUGUCUCAAUCCAAGGAGCUCUGUGCUCAACUACAGGACCUGGAGCAGGAGCUCGGUACUCGGCUACAGGGUCUGGAGAAGGAGAGCCAGGAGCUUAAAGAGUUGAACACAGAAGCCCAGGAUAAAAUCAGAUCUCUGACUCAGGAGCUAGCCAAUGAGAAGGUGCAGUCUCAAAAACUGUCCAAUGAGGCUGCACGGCUGAAGCAGGAGUUGGAGAGGGCAGAGGCGGAACUGAAGACAGUUUCCGCUGACCUUCUUCUUUCAGAGAAGCGGGAGAGAGAUGCCGUCCCUGCUAAUAUCCCACCAGAAAGCCCUGCUAACACACAGCAGGCUACAUCCUCAGACACACUCACAUUAGAGCACCCAGAGGCUAAAGAUGCCCAAUCAAAGGAGGGCCACGACCUCCCUACGACCCCAAAAGCUGGAGUAGAGAAGACGGACUGGUCUCUGAGUGAACGACUGAUAGACCUGGAGAGAGAGAAUGCAGCGGUGGGCGCGGAGCGGGAGGUGUUGCUAUGCCAGCUGUCUCAGUCCCAGUCAGCCAGUAGCCACCUGAGGGAGCAGAUAGACACCCUGCACCAUCACUCUAUCAGCCUGCAGGAGACCUGCACCAAGCUGCAGACACUCAACACUCAGCUACAGGUGGACCAGGCGGCCCUGAGCUUCCAGCAUGCAGCAGUGUUGGCGAGGUGCAGCGAGAGCGAGGUCAGGUGUGCUGCUCUGGAGGCGGAGUCUAAGGUGUGGGCCAGGGAGCAUGAGGAGUCAUUGGCCAGGACGGAGGGGCUGAGGAGGGACCAGGAGCGAAUGACAAUGUUGCAGCAGAGGCAGGAGGUGGAGCUAGAGGAGCUGCUGGAUAGACACUCUGACCUGAGGAGCAACAACCGUAACCUGGAGACACAGUACAGGGAGCUGGAGGGAAGGUAUCAGGAGCUCCUGGGCCUCAAAUCCCAUCUGGAGGAGAAAGAAACAGAGAUGAAGAUGGAAAGAGAGAAGAUGGAGGGAGAGGUGCAGAAGAAAGCGGAGAGAGAAAGAGAACUAGAGAGACUGAAAGAGGAUUAUGAGAGGCUGCAGGGCGUGCAGAGGGAGUCAGCUCAGGUACAGAGUGAGCUGCUGGCUCAGGGCUCGAUGCUGCGGGGUGAGCUGAGUGCUGCCCAGCUGGAGAGGACCAGGCUGGAGGGAGAGAUCAACUCUCUGAGGGAGAACAACCAGAGACUGGAGCUCUGCACUGACCGCCUCACCAACCAGUACCAGCUGCUGACCCAGCUGAAGGGGAACAUGGAGGAGGAGAACCGUCACCUGUUGGAGCAGAACCAGAGUCUGACCAAUCACAACAGAGACCUGAUGGAGCAGAGCCUGGAGCGCAAGGACCAGCACCACUCCCAGCAGAGAGAAUACCAGGAGAAGAUGGGUGAACUGCGUAGAGAGAAACAGAAGCUGGUGGAGAAGAUCAUGGAUCAGUACAGAGUCCUGGACCCCAGCAUGCCUACACCCAUCAAGGCCAAGAAGUCCAACUGGAUAGCAGACAGGAUGAAGAAGCUGAUUAAGCCUAAAGGAGGAGGAGGGAGAGAGGGACGUGCUCUGUUCUACGCUGCUGGCAGUAUAGAGAACCUGGCUGACAGUGCAGACUACCCACCAGACACACAGACUGCUGCUGGUUCUGACCCCCGCAGUACCCCCGUCUCCCCCUCCCCCCUGCGACAUGCCACCUCUCUGGGUGACUCUGACCAGGCGGGAGGGCUGUGUGGGCUGCCGCUGCGUUCAGGUUUGGGGGGCCGCCGAAAGCUGGGCUCCCAUCGAAAGCUGGGCUCCCAGUCCUUCAGUCCCGGAGACCAGAAGACUUCACCCCUCCAGCGUCUCCAAUCUGCAGACAGAGUGAUUUGGGAAGGGCAGAGCAGCCCUACAGACACACCCAAAACCACACCCAUGACCUCAGCCAACAACAGCCAGGAGAAUGUGAUGAAGGAGGGAGGAAGAGGUGAGGAGGAUAAAGCCGUGAGUGGGGACAACAUUGAAGGACAUCUCAACUCAGACCCCUGCUGUCAGUCCAGUAAGGAUAAACCGGCAAACUAAAAGAGAAUUACUACCUUUCUGCUUCAACUGGAGUUAACAUGAUCCUUUGCACACAUCCGACCUCUGCAUACAGAUCUGAUCGAAAUCCAGAUAGGGACUCAAAUUAAAAGUGUCAAAUUCAAAUGUUUUGUCUGAUUUUUGUAAAAGGUGCCAGAAAAUACAGUAUUUUCCGAUUCCAUAGACUGUAAACAAAAUGUUUUUCUACCAGCUAGUACUGUAUUUGUAUAUAUCAUUGAAGAGAUGCCACUGUUCUUCUGGGGUGAUAAGCAGCAGUUUCUUCUCUGUGGCCAACAGGUGUCAGUGUAGAGCUAGUUAGACACCAAUACAGAUCAGAUGCGGGAGAAUCUUUGAAAUGAGAAACAUGGCCUGUAGGUCCAUCACGACUGUAGGGCCUCUCUGGUUCCCUGCAUCCCACACCAAGGAAGCAACACCUCAGCAUUUCAGCUGGGGAGGGUGGGGGGCGGAGGGAUUAAGGGGAGAGAAGACUGACACUAAAGGAUAAAAGCAGAGAGAGAGGCUCUCCACCGAAGUCCCGGUGAAUUACGAUUCAGAAAAAGACAAAUGGAAGGCUAAUACAAUUCAUGAAUUAUGUAGUUGUCAUGGCAACAUUAAUCAAAAUGAGGCCCCAGCCUCUGAACAUUUUGUUUAUGAAAUUGAGAUGCAUCCAGCGUGAGUGAGUGUGAGUGUGGAGGAUGAUAUUGGGCCUGCCACUCAGUCAGACAUCUCCAUCUAACACCUGCAGACAGACAGCAACCACAAGGUGAAAAAAGCAGUGACAUAACAACCCAGAACAAAGACAAUGAAACUCCUUCUCAUUCCUUACAUUCAAUAAAACUAAAUGCAUUGUACAUCUGUGCCAGUAGUCAUGAACAUGUACGUUUGAAGAGUAGGGGUGUAAAAAAGAGACAUUUCUGAUUCCUUUCAGCCAAUAGACUAGAAUAAAAGUCAAAUGACAUGUACGGUACACAGCCCAGUGGUCAUCUUAACUUGUCAGUAUGUGUCUGUAGUGGUGGUUCAACACAAUGCCUUCAGAAAGUAUUCACACCCCUUGACUUUUUCCACAUUUUGUUGUGUUACAGCGUGAAUUUUAGAUCACUGGCCUAUAAAAAAAUACCCCAUAAUGUCAGUGGAAAUACAAGGGCAAAAAAUUAAUUAGGCAGCCAGCAAUUGUGCAAGUUCUUCCACUUAAAAAGAUGAGAGAGGCCUGUAAUUUUCAUCGUAGGUACACUUCAACUAUGACAGACAAAAUGAGAAAAACAAAUCCAGAAAAUCACAUUGUAGGAUUUUUAAUGAAUGUAUUUGCAAAUUAUGUUGGAAAUUAAGUAUUUGGUCACCUACAAACAAGCAAGAUUUCUGGCUCUCACAGACCUGUAACUUCUUCGUUAAGAGGCUCCUCUGUCCUCCACUCGUUACCUGUAUUAAUGGCACCUGUUUGAACUUGUUAUCAGUAUAAAAGACACCUGUCCACAACCUCAAACAGUCACACUCCAAACUCCACUAUGGCCAAGACCAAAGAGCUGUCAAAGGACACCAGAAACAAAAUUGUAGACCUGCACCAGGCUGGGAAGACUGAAUCUGAAAUAGGUAAGCAGCUUGGUUUGAAGAAAUCAACUGUGGGAGCAAUUAUUAUGAAAUGGAAGACAUACAAGACCACUGAUAAUCUCCCUCGAUCUGGGGCUCCACGCAAGAUCUCAUCCCGUGGGGUCAAAAUGAUCACAAGAACGGUGAGCAAAAAUCCCAGAACCACACGGGGGGACCUAGUGAAUGACCUGCAGAGAGCUGGGACCAAAGUAACAAAGCCUACCAUCAGUAACACUACGCCGCCAGGGACUCAAAUCCUGCAGUGCCAGACAUGUCCCGCUGCUUAAGCCAGUACAUGUCCAGGCCCGUCUGAAGUUUGCUAGAGAGCAUUUGGAUGAUCCAGAAGAAGAUUGGGAGAAUGUCAUAUGGUCAGAUGAAACCAAAAUAUAACUUUUUGGUAAAAACUCAACUCGUCGUGUUUGCAGGACAAAGAAUGCUGAGUUGCAUCCAAAGAACAACAUACCUACUGUGAAGCAUGGGGGUGGAAACAUCAUGCUUUGGGGCUGUUUUUCUGCAAAGGGACCAGGACGACUGAUCCGUGUAAAGGAAAGAAUGAAUAGGGCCAUGUAUUGUGAGAUUUUGAGUGAAAGCCUCCUUCCAUCAGCAAGGGCAUUGAAGAUGAAACGCGGCUGGGUCUGUCAGCAUGACAAUGAUCCCAAACACACCGCCCGGGCAAUGAAGGAGUGGCUUCGUAAGAAGCAUUUCAAGGUCCUUUAAUGUCCUAGCCAGUCUCCAGAUCUCAACCCCAUUGAAAAUCUUUGGAGGGAGUUGAUCCGUGUUGCCCAGCAACAGCCCCAAAACAUCACUGCUCUAGAGGAGAUCUGCAUGGAGGAAUGGGCCAAAAUACCAGCAACAAUGUGUGAAAACCUUGUGAAGACUUACAGAAAACGUUUGACCUCUGUCAUUGCCAACAAAGGGUAUAUAACAAAGUAUUGAGAUAAACUUUUGUUAUUGACAAAAUACUUAUUUUCCACCAUAAUUUGCAAAUAAAUUCAUAAAAAAGUCCUACAAUGCGAUUUUCUGGAUUUUUUCUUCUCAUUUUGUCUGUCAUAGUUGAAGUGUACCUAUGAUGAAAAUUACAGGCCUCUCUCAUCUUUUUAAGUGGAAGAACUUGCACAAUUGGUGGCUGACUAAAUAAUUUUUUGCCCCACUGUAUGUUUGUCAUUUUUUAAACAAAUUCAUUAAAAAUAAAAAGCUGAAA